AUGGAAGCUCAGAAGAGUGUCCCGUCCCGUCCCGUCCCACCAUACUUCACAGAUCCAUUACUCCACCCUGAUCGCAACGCGGCGUGGCUAGCCGCCAUGGCUCCGUUCUGGGAAUUCCGAGUUCACUCCGAGCCCAACCGGCACCCGCAGCUCGGCAGAAAGCCGCGGCCCAGCGCGCUUCUCAUCCCCGAACCCAUCGACCCUCCGCCCACCCCGCGCCCCUCCGCCUCCCAUCCCCCACGCCCCUCCGCGCCGCUCCCUAAAAUCCGCAACGAGCCUCUUUGGUUCAAUCAGCCGCCGCCUUUCAUCGCCAGCCAACCAGUAGCGCCCAUCGCCGAGCCCGCCGUUUCGUCUUUUCCGCCGUCCCUCGCGCCGCCUCCCGCUCCGCGCCCUGCGCAGGGGCGGAAGCCGCGUCAACGCCCGCCGCGCCAGCCUAAGAUCUGGGACCUCCUCCCAGAGCUUCCUCCCGCGCCGCGCCCGUAUAAGUUCCGCCAACCCUCCGUCGGCGACGUCGCUUCCGCCCCGCUCGCACACCCUCACGGCCAGCCGUUUGCGUCGCCGUUCUGGCAGCCGGCUCCGCGGAACCCUAGCCGGCAGGUUUCAAUCGGUUUCCCGACAGCGGGUGCUGGCGGUGUUAUAGAUCUGUCUACAUGGGGCUCCGCCAAAACCGCAGCACGCGGGGUAGGGACAGUGCGGAGGGGGGAAAGGCCGGGGGAAAUCCCGCAGAUCCAGGUGAAUUCAAGUGCGAGCGCAAAUGCUCGGGAAAAGCGGGAAGCGCAGCAGCCCAGGAACGCAGCCGAAUAUAAAUUCGUCCAGGUCUUCCAGGCUCGAGUUCCCCUUGUGUCGCAGUCGCGUGAAGGGUCGACAGCCGCGGCGCCAAUCGCGGCGCGAGAGGCACCCAGCCGGUUGGCGCCCGAUGCGGUCUGUGGAGCUGCCGCUUCUUCCAGCUCUCGCGUUGAGGAUUUCACACUCUCCUUUGCUGCACCCUCCUCAGAGGAUCCCCCACGGGCCAGGCAGCACAGAGACUCGUGCACCUGCUCGGUGGACUACGCCUCUCUCUGGGGCUCAUUACUCUCUGCUGCUGCAGAAGUUGCAUUGGUGGUUGGAGACGUUGCUUCGCUCAUCGCCCCUCAAUCACCCACGCCUCUUACACUAACAAGCAGUGCCAGACUUCCUCCUGCAUCUGUUAUGGGUGCAUCUGUCACCAGCAUUGCUGCUCUAACUGGGAAGGGUGUAGGGCUGCUGCAGGAUAGCAGUCCUUCGUCGGUCCUCCAAAAUCCUGUGUCCGAUACCUCAUCGGAGCUUAGCCCUGUCACAUGA
Messenger RNA from Closterium sp. Yama58-4, 1320 nucleotides. Lineage: Eukaryota; Viridiplantae; Streptophyta; Zygnematophyceae; Desmidiales; Closteriaceae. The record is from the annotation of a GenBank genome assembly.